CAAUUUGCACCCUUUCCCAAGCUACUUCGAUCGCUAGAGCGAGGAAAGAUGGCCGAAGCUAACCACCCACCGGCCGACAAGCAGCGCUUCGACGCACUCAGCGCACUCGACAAUGCCAAGUUCUCCAAGUCUCACGUCAAGGCCAUCCUUGUGGCUGGCUCCGGGUUCUUUGUCGACUCGUACGACAACUUUGUCAUCGGUCUCAUGGUGCCCAUGAUCGCCUACGAAUACUUCGACAAGUCCAGUCUCACGUCACGUGCUGACGGAUGGGUCAAAGCUGCCUCCUCCUAUGGCAACGCAGUGGGUCAGAUCUCCUUCGCCAUCCUCGGCGACAUCCUCGGCCGCAAACGUAUCUACGGUAUCGAACUUAUGGUGCUCAUCGGUGGCGCACUGCUGUGUGGCUUCGCCGCUUGGCCCGUCAACGGCGAUGCCAACAACCUGCUCAUCUUGCUCAGUAUCUGGCGCUUCGUGCUUGGCGUCGGCAUCGGCGGAGACUACCCCGUCUCAGCCGUCAUCACCAGCGAGUUCGCGUCCUCCAAACGCCGCGGCACCAUGAUCGCCACCGUCUUCGCCAUGCAGGGUUUCGGUAUCAUCGCCGGUGCUGUCAUGGCUAUCAUCGUGCUAGCCGCAGCCAAGGACAGUAUCCUCGAGAACGGUGCAUCGUCACUCGGAUACUGCUGGCGUACACUGGCAGCGUUCGGCGCUAUCCCCGCCUUGGCCGCAGUUUACUGGCGUCUGAAGAUUCCGGAAACGCCACGAUACGCCAUGGACGUGCUCGGCGACACUGAGGAAGGUGCACGUGCUGCCAACCAGUUCCUCGCGUCAGACAAGAUCACUACCGACAUGUACGUCAAGGGCGACGGCAAGACCGGAUUCUUCGAGAACUUCUCCUACUCGUUCAAGACCUACUUCAACAAGUGGGCCAACCUUAAGGUGCUCAUCGGUUGUGCCGCAGCCUGGUUCUUCCUCGACAUCGGUUACUACGGCACGUCACUCAACACGUCGGUGGUGCUCGAAAUCAUCGGCUACGGCAGUCCAUCGUCCACGGGUAACCAGAAGAUCUACGACGACCUGUGGAACCGCUCGGUCGGCACGGCUAUUAUCAACCUCGCGGGUACAGUUCCCGGCUACUGGUUCACGGUCUACUUCGUGGACAAGUGGGGUCGCAAGCCCAUCCAGUACAUGGGUUUCGCGCUGCUGACGCUGCUGUUCCUUUUCAUGGCCAUCUUCUUCAACGAGCUCAAGACCGACAGCACGGCCGUCUUCGUCGUCAUGUACUCGUUCGCACAGUUCUUCUUCAACUUCGGUCCCAACGCUACAACGUUCAUCAUCCCUGCUGAGGUGUUCCCCACGGCGGUGCGCUCCACGGGUCACGGCAUCUCCGCUGCAUCCGGCAAGGUUGGAGCUAUCAUUGCCGCGCAGUGUUUCGCGGUGAUUGCGAAGGGCUCGUUCGGUUUCAAGGGUGUGUUGUACAUCUUCGCUGCGUGCUGCUUCAUGGGUCUGUUGUUCUCGUUCUGGGUGCCGGAGACGAAGAACCUGACGCUGGAGGAGCUGAGUUCUUUGGACAGAGAAGGUAUCGCAAAGGAAGACGACAUCGACCCAAGCUUCAAGGAUAUUGACCAAAACUACAAGGCUGUUCAGACUCCUGGAGCCUCUGUGCAGUAACGUGCCACAAUUUGGCCGUACGUCGUGGAAAGAUAUCCAGGUAAUAAACCCGUCGAUUCACUAAUUUUUUUUGCAUUACGUAACGUAAUUUACGUUUGAAUACAACUUACUAAACUGAAACAGUCUUUUUAAUUAAAAAAAUUGUACUGAGUA
This is a messenger RNA of Phytophthora nicotianae INRA-310, 1818 nucleotides long. RefSeq names its product phosphate:H+ symporter. Gene Ontology annotation, cellular component: membrane. Lineage: Eukaryota; Oomycota; Peronosporomycetes; Peronosporales; Peronosporaceae. Gene Ontology annotation, molecular function: transmembrane transporter activity. The transcript has a single exon. The record is from RefSeq and is a predicted model, not a curated record. Bases 49 to 1665 code for a protein of 538 amino acids. Gene Ontology annotation, biological process: transmembrane transport.